AUGUCAAUCUCCCCUUCCCACCACGACGCCUUCCUAUCGGAGCUGUUCCAGCGGCUCGAUGAGCUAUCCCAGCUCCAAGCCGCGUAUGACGCCGAUGAUGAAGCCUCUGUCGAGCCGUCAAAGCCGGAGCUGAAAAGGCGCGUAACUCUCCAGAUCCCCGCCGGCCACGGCCCGUCCAAAGCCUACCCAAAGUCUCCGCCCCCGGAGCUGGACGGCGACGAUGAGUGCAGCAGCUGCGGCAGCAGCGUCUACGACGACGUGCCGCCGCUGGAUAGGGAGAUCGUGGAGGAACUGGCCGCGCAGGACGAGGAGGUAUCCCACCUCCAGGCCGCGCAGGACCUCGCCGAGGCCGGCGGCGAGCCCCCAAAGCUCAACAGGCGGGUGACCGUGCAGAUCCCUGCCGGCCACUGCGCGUCCAGGGCGUAUCCCAGAUCCCCGUUCCCGAGGCCGCAGGAUGCCCUGCCGCGUCUGACGAUCCCAAACCCGGCAUUGUUCGUCAGCACCCAGGUGCAGCACGACGAUGCCCUCAGCAGCAGCAGUAGCAGCAGUAGUAUUAGCAGUAUCUGGAGCAGCAGCACCAGUAGCGACCGCAUCAAUAUGCCGCUGCUCGAUGCACGCAGCCCAAUGCUCAACCGGGAGAUGUUGGAGGAGCUGGCAGUGCGGGACGGGGACGAAGAUCGACGCCGUGCCCGCGCCGCGUUUGUGCGCAGCUUGGGGGCGACUGGGGCGCUCUCGCUCACCACUGUUGGGCUGAUCUGCUGGCCGUUCGUGGCGUCAAAGUCAGGUGCUGUUUGA
Pyricularia grisea is the source of this 795-nucleotide messenger RNA. RefSeq lists its product as uncharacterized. The transcript has a single exon. The record is from RefSeq and is a predicted model, not a curated record. The coding region runs from base 1 to 795 and encodes 264 amino acids. Lineage: Eukaryota; Fungi; Ascomycota; Sordariomycetes; Magnaporthales; Pyriculariaceae.